Molecule: messenger RNA, 1067 nt
Organism: Rhodamnia argentea
Lineage: Eukaryota; Viridiplantae; Streptophyta; Magnoliopsida; Myrtales; Myrtaceae
Product: cationic peroxidase 1-like
Exons: 3
Coding region: 72-1037 (321 amino acids)
Biological process (GO): hydrogen peroxide catabolic process; response to oxidative stress
Molecular function (GO): heme binding; peroxidase activity
Source: RefSeq, a predicted model, not a curated record
GACACACAUUUGCGAGAUCUUUCCCUUGACCCCCCUCCCUCUCUCUUCCCCAUCUGAUUAGUCCUUCAGUCAUGGCUUCCUGGACAGCCCUGAAAAUCUGCUUUCUUCUCUUCGUUUGCGUGAUCAUGUCGGGAUCUGCCUCUACACAGCAGCUGUCCGGCCAAGAUUACUACGCGAGGAGGUGCCCGAAAGCGCUCGAGACCAUCACAGCCGUUGUGAAGUCGGCGGUGGCCAGCGAGGCUCGCAUGGGAGCGUCGCUGCUCCGCCUUCACUUCCACGAUUGCUUUGUCAAUGGAUGUGAUGCAUCGGUUCUGCUGGACGACACCGCGAAUUUCACCGGGGAGAAGACAGCGUUCCCCAACGCAAACUCCCUGAGGGGAUUCGAUGUGAUCGACACCAUCAAGUCGAAAGUGGAGAAAUUGUGCCCCGGCAUCGUCUCGUGCGCCGACAUCUUAGCCGUUGUUGCUAGGGACUCCGUCGUCGAAUUGGGUGGCUGGGGUUGGCAAGUUCAGCUAGGAAGAAGGGAUUCGACCACGGCGAGCCUGAGCGCUGCAAAUACCAACCUUCCAGCUCCAACUCUUAAUCUCAGCGGCCUCAUCACCUCUUUCUCUAACAAAGGCUUCACUGCCCAAGAAAUGGUGGCGCUCUCAGGAUCCCACACCAUAGGCCAGGCUAGGUGCGUGACGUUCAGGGCCCGGCUCUACAAUGAGAACGACAUAAGCUCGUCGUUCGCCACGUCUUUAAAGGUCAGUUGCCCCAGCUCGGGAGGCAACAACAACCUCUCCUCUCUCGACGUCACGAGCCCGACGUCCUUUGACAAUGCCUACUUCAGCAACCUGGUGAACCAGAAGGGCCUGCUCCAUUCGGACCAGCAGCUGUUCAGUGGUGGUUCGACGAACGCUCAAGUGACCGCCUACAGCAAGAACGUGGGCUGGUUCAGGAACGAUUUUGCCAAGGCCAUGGUCAAGAUGGGAGGCCUUAGCCCUCUCACCGGGUCUAGCGGUCAGAUCAGGACGAAUUGCAGAAGAAUCAAUUGAUUUUAAUCCUGGCUACUGUUCUUUCCAUGA